UCAGUGUGUGGACUCUGUUACCCAGAAGGCCUUGCACAGCGCCCGAAGCUGGAAUUCCUUGGGUAGUCGGGCUUGCAAUUAGCGGAACUUGUUGGUGUUGCCCUGAAGGCUCAUCCGAGCUGCACGCGGCUAGUUGCUAAGCAAAAGAAAUCUUUGAUCAACUGCCACCUGAGUCAAAGCAACAGGAACCCUACAUCAUGCCUCAUAUUGAUAAUGAUGUGAAACUGGACUUCAAGGAUGUCCUGUUGAGGCCCAAACGCAGCACUCUUAAGUCUCGAAGUGAGGUAGAUCUCACAAGGUCCUUCUCAUUCCGGAACUCAAAGCAGAUAUACAAUGGCAUUCCCAUCAUUGCUGCCAAUAUGGAUACCGUGGGGACUUUCGAAAUGGCUAGGGUUCUCUGUAAGUUCUCUCUCUUCACUGCCGUCCAUAAGCACUACAGCAUCCGUCAGUGGGAAGAGUUUGCCGGCCAGAAUCCUGACUGUCUUGAGCAUCUAGCCGCCAGCUCUGGCACAGGCUCUGCUGACUUUGAGCAGCUGGAACAGAUCCUGGAAGCUAUUCCCCAAGUGAAAUAUAUAUGCCUGGAUGUGGCUAAUGGCUAUUCUGAACAUUUUGUUGAAUUUGUAAAGGAUGUACGGAAGCGUUUCCCCCAACACACCAUCAUGGCAGGAAAUGUGGUAACAGGAGAGAUGGUAGAAGAACUCAUCCUCUCUGGGGCUGACAUCAUCAAAGUGGGAAUUGGUCCUGGUAAGCUGGCUCCCUGGGCCACUGUCCGUCUGCCCCGCUGGUGGAACAUGGGACACUUCUCUCAAUCGUUCACGUUCUUCCCAGGCUCUGUUUGUACAACUCGGAAGAAAACUGGAGUGGGGUACCCACAGCUCAGUGCGGUGAUGGAGUGUGCAGAUGCUGCUCAUGGCCUCAGAGGCCAUAUCAUUUCAGAUGGAGGCUGCAGCUGUCCUGGAGACGUGGCAAAGGCUUUUGGGGCAGGGGCUGACUUUGUGAUGCUGGGUGGCAUGCUGGCUGGGCACAGUGAAUCAGGUGGCGAACUCAUUGAAAGGGAUGGCAAGAAGUACAAGCUCUUCUACGGAAUGAGUUCUGAAAUGGCGAUGAAGAAAUAUUCAGGAGGUGUGGCUGAGUACAGGGCCUCAGAGGGAAAGACAGUAGAAGUUCCCUUUAAAGGGGACGUGGAACAUACUAUUCGUGACAUCCUAGGAGGCAUCCGGUCUACAUGCACAUAUGUAGGAGCUGCUAAGCUGAAGGAAUUAAGUCGGAGAACUACCUUUAUCCGAGUCACCCAGCAAGUGAAUCCAAUCUUCAGCGAUUCCAGAUAGACUGGAGAAGUCUACUUUCCCAAAGCAGCAACACUCUACCACUGGGGCCUUCCAGAGGGGCUUCUCACCCAUCCCAGCUACUGUGGCUGUGUGUUAUUUAAUCCAGUUCCUAUCAUCUCACUCCUGAGUGCUCCUGAAGUCACUUACGCUUUCUACAUACACACGAAAUGCUAAGGGCUCUCACUGGGGAAGAGGCAAGGAAGAAGAUGCGAUAUCAACAAAUGGCAAUCUGGGGACAGCAUCCUGAAGACUAGGAGGAAAGAUCUGAUUGGUACAUAAAUGACAGGCCUUGGUCUGGAAAAGGAAGGCUUUUAGAAUCAUGUUAAUCAGCUUCAUUAAAUGAGGUCAUCAAAUACCUAAA
Molecule: messenger RNA, 1689 nt
Organism: Onychomys torridus (southern grasshopper mouse)
Lineage: Eukaryota; Metazoa; Chordata; Mammalia; Rodentia; Cricetidae
Gene: Gmpr2
Product: guanosine monophosphate reductase 2
Exons: 9
Coding region: 198-1328 (376 amino acids)
Biological process (GO): nucleotide metabolic process
Cellular component (GO): GMP reductase complex
Molecular function (GO): GMP reductase activity
Source: RefSeq, a predicted model, not a curated record